AUGGACACCUCUGCACAGAAAGACAAACGCCCUGGCAAACAUCCCAAACAAGUAAAGAAAGGUUUUACUGCUGCAUAUCCAACACAGUCCUCUAUUCCUUUUAAAUUCCAGGCUUCAAUAGUUCCAGAAUCAGAAAAAAAAGGAUUUAAUAGUCAAGCCAGGAGAUUUUAUCAUAAACAGGAUGAUGUCCCAGGUCCUGGGUUCUACAACGUCAUUCACCAGUCUCCAGUGUUCAACAGUGUCUCAUUGUCCAAGAAAGGAACAUGCACUUUUCCCUCCAUGCGUGCCCGAUUGGACACCAUCGUUUCUAAACAUCCUGCAGCUAAUGCUUACACGAUCCCAUCAGAUUUUAUUUCAAAGAAAGACUUCAGUAAUUCCUGUUCCAGCAUGUUCCAGUUGCCGAUCUUCGAGAAAGUUGUCAGAUUUGAAACUCCUGCACCAAACCAUUACAAUGCCUCUGUCUCUUGCUGCAAGCAGAGAAACAAUGUCUGUGCCCGAGCCGGGUUUAUGUCAAAAACCCAGAGAGGAUUUUUUGAUGUUACUGAAACAGGACCUGCCCCAGGGCAUUAUAAUAUCAACGAAUCCCUUGUGAAGCAGUCACCAAAGAUAUUAAUGUCUUGUUUUAAAUCAAAAACUGACCGUGGAUUAAAACUGACAUCUACAGGCCCAGGACCCGGUUAUUACAACCCAAAUGAUUGCUCCAAAGUUCCAAAAAAGACCCUUUUCCCCAAAAACCCCAUCCUGAACUUCUCUGCCCAGCCUUUACCUCUGCCCCCGAGGCCUCCUCUCCCAGGGCCCGGUCAGUAUGAGAUCGUGGACUACGAAGGGCCCUCCAAGCGUUUCAUCUCUAGUGCAUCAUUCGUGUCCAACACCAGCCGGUGGACAGCGGCGCCGGCCCAGCCAGGACUGCCCGGCCCAGCUACGUACAAGCCAGAAUUCCCAGGAAAGCAGUCCUUCCUCUACAACGAGGACAACAAAUGGAUCCCAGUAUUGUAG
Cynocephalus volans (Philippine flying lemur) is the source of this 996-nucleotide messenger RNA. It is a transcript of the gene STPG1, whose product is annotated as sperm tail PG-rich repeat containing 1. The record is from RefSeq and is a predicted model, not a curated record. The transcript has 8 exons. NCBI's taxonomy places the organism in Eukaryota, Metazoa, Chordata, Mammalia, Dermoptera, Cynocephalidae. The coding region runs from base 1 to 996 and encodes 331 amino acids. Gene Ontology annotation, biological process: positive regulation of mitochondrial membrane permeability involved in apoptotic process.